Nomia melanderi (Alkali bee) is the source of this 2330-nucleotide messenger RNA. RefSeq lists its product as uncharacterized. The record is from RefSeq and is a predicted model, not a curated record. NCBI's taxonomy places the organism in Eukaryota, Metazoa, Arthropoda, Insecta, Hymenoptera, Halictidae.
ACCGCCGUGUGUGCACGGUGUACCCGAUCCCGCUUCAGCAGACCAAGGGAUUCGCGCGCGAAACAUGACUGCCUGCUGCUCCUGUCAUGGGCACGAGAGACGCUGAACAGUGCGCGACCCGGUGGACCUUGAUUCGUUCUAAAUGAAUUCGACUCGGCCCGCGUCGGCAGCGUCCUGACUACGACUCCGUUUCGAAGGAGACAACAGUGUGUUGCCGCCCGAGACGCGCAACACGCCUCGAAGACAAUCGCGAGCGACCGCAGCCUACACCCACGAGAUCAAUUGACCCGAGAGGAUCGUAUUCGCGCUAACCUAUUUCGAUUUUCUACUUCAGAAUGUUAGGAGCCGAAAACUAUUAUGCAGCUAUCGUACUUUUUCUGCUCACGUAUCCAUCAUUCUCGGCGAUGGUUCUCCCAAGGCCGCCGUCUUCACCGAAUCAUAUACCACAGGAUCAAGGAUUGAGCGACAGGAAGAUAUACGAGGGCAAAUCCCUCCAGAGUUUCCUACAAAGCUCGAAUGUCGAAAGACCGAACACCAAUGAUUACAGUUUCCUAGAAAUCGAGUUACAAAGCCGAGACGACCUAGACCCAACGAACCUCCAAAGCAUCGUGCACGCGAUGCUAAAGCCGCCCGAGCAGAUCCGCAACGACAGCUACCCGAACCCAGAAGUCAUACCGCAUUCGAUCUUCGGAGUCCGAGACUUCGGUUUGGCGCCGAAUUUCAAGUUGAAGAUGUUCGACGAGGAGAAGCACGUGCUAAUGGAACCACCGAAACUCCAGAAUUACAACGAGAAGCUGUAUUACUUGAAGAACAGCAGACCGAAGGUCUACGUGAACGUGAGAGGUCACAGUGGUUCCUUUCGGAAGGAACCGACCACGAGGACGACAUCCGGCGACGAAUCCAUGGAAUUCCUUCGCGUGACACCGUACCUCCAAAGGCAAGCAGACUGGAGAUCCCUGCACAACAAGAAGGGUCGGCUACCGAAGAAGUUCGAUCGUCGAAUCGGUAUCGAUCACAGCAGGAAGAAUCAUUCGCGGAUCACCGAGAAGAAAAAGCUGAGCAGAUUAGCCUCGAUUUACGGUGCCGACGAUUCCACCACCGAAAAUUCAAUGGUAACGUCCAGCGAACUGCCCAAGCAAAUACCUGCACCGCCGUCUAAGGUACCCAGCAGAAAUUUAAUGACACAAACUACGCCCGUUCAGAGAUACGCUUUGAGGAGAACGGACAUAUUGCCAGGAUACAGCUUCCCCGAUGAUUGAUACCGUGAACUCGAGCGACGAAGAUUAAUUACGCCGAAUGCCUCAGUUCUAUGAGGUCGAAACAGUGCGUGGAACGAUUAAUGGGACCAAGUUCAAUCCCUGCCUAAGGAUGUUGGCCGGUUUAACUCUGCAUCACUGAUUACGAGAUCUGUGGCGAUAAUAGUUAUGUAAUUUACGCUGGAUGUUGGGCGAUUCUACCAGCUAAUGCAUUUUGACGAUGUUUCAAUGGAAAAUGUUUAUAUUUGAAAUGAUUCUUACGAAGCUACCAUGUUUUAUUUUUUAAAUGGAUGAUGGGUUGACAGUAUUUCUACUUUUUUCGAUUCGAAUUUUUAAAUUAAAAUUAUUUUCCAAGUUUAGUCGUAUAUUCUGAAGUGGCUAUUUGACUUUUUCAGUAACGGUUAUAAAAUUAAUUAUAGGAAAUGUCCAAAAUUCAAUUGAGGACAAGUGAUUUAACUGGGAAAAUAAUUUUAAGUGAAAAUUUCAAAAGACGUCUUUUGAUACCUUCGGUAGAAAUAGUGUUAAGGUGGAUCUGUAGCAAAAUUUUUAUGUGCAAUUGCAUUUGCAUGUUCUGAGGUCAACUGGAAUGUGAAGUUUGUAAUAAUUUACUUAUGAUAAUGGCGGGAAUGACUUAUGAAUAAAGGAAUCAAUAAUAAGAUUAUAAAUGAGUGUUCUGUAAAUAUUAAUUUGAAAUUUAGAAAUAUAUUUAUAAGAGUUCUGGUUUUUACUGAUAUAUUUGUUUCCUUGGGAAGUGUAGGUAAUUUUAUGUUGAUUAAUAAAAUUUGAUUGAAGUGCAAUAGAAUGUUAAAUUAUGUAUAGAUUUCGCGAGAAAUUAUUAUCUCACUCUGAUUUCUAUAAAAAGGUAUGUAAUAUACUGACUUUUCUUUAUUUAUUGAUGAAUGUUUCUGUCUAUAAUUCUGUGAUCAGAAUUGCUGCAUAAACGAAUAUUAAAUAUUCAUCAAGUUCUUAUAUGUUGAUUAUUAUGGCCAGAAAAAAGCGUGCCCAUGUUCUUACACAUAAUGCAAAUCUUUUACUUAAGAUAUUAGCGGUUAAUUUAUAAACAGUACAAACGUU